Messenger RNA from Castor canadensis (American beaver), 2369 nucleotides. RefSeq names its product interferon gamma receptor 2 (gene Ifngr2). NCBI's taxonomy places the organism in Eukaryota, Metazoa, Chordata, Mammalia, Rodentia, Castoridae. The record is from RefSeq and is a predicted model, not a curated record. Gene Ontology annotation, molecular function: cytokine receptor activity; protein binding. Gene Ontology annotation, biological process: cytokine-mediated signaling pathway. Gene Ontology annotation, cellular component: plasma membrane.
CGGGGCUCCCCAGCCGCCGGGGACGCUCGGGAAGAGGCGGGCCCCGCGCGCCCUGCGCCCGCCAUGGCCGCCGAGGCGGCGACGUGAGCGGCUCCGCGGACCCUGCGCAGGGGCCGGGCCGCGCCGACCACUGGGCCAUGCGACCAGAGCCGUGGCUAUGGCUGCUGCUGCUGCUCUGCUGCCCCGGCGCCGCGGCGCCCCCGCCAGACUCUCUUUCCCAGCUGGCUCCUCCUCAGAACCCCAAGAUUCACCUGUACAAUGCCGAGAGGGUUCUGAGCUGGGAAUCGUCACCUCUGAACAAUGGCACAAGACCAGUGGUCUACCGGGUGCAGUUUAAAUACACCACUGGUAAUUGGCACAACGUCACGGUCAAGUCCAUAGGCGUGAACUGUACCCAGAUCACGGCGACAGAGUGUAACUUCACCACAGCCAGCCCCUUGAAGGGCUUCCCCCUGCAUUUCAACGUGUCUUUGCGUGUCCGAGCCGAGCUGGGGAAAUUCACCUCUGCCUGGGUGACAGUGCCUUGGUUUCAACACUAUCGAAAUGUUACUGUCGGGCCCCCAAAGAACAUCUCGGUGUCCCCAGGAAAAAACUCCCUUAUCAUCAGGCUCUCCUCUCCCUUUGACAUUGAUACCACCAUGGCCACUUUUUGGUACUAUGUCCAUUACUGGGAAGAAAAAGGAAUCCAACAGGUGAAAGGCCCUGUCAGAAGUAACUCCAUAUUGUUGGAUGAUUUGAAGCCGUCAAGCGUGUACUGUUUACAAGUGAAGGCACAUCUGGUUUGGACCAUACCAAAUAUCACCAGACCUGGGCAUUUAAGCAACUCAUCUUGCUACAAAACAACAGCAGAUGAUUCCACCAAGGUCCAACAAGUUGCCUUGAUCUGUUUGGGAGUCUUGUCGUUGCUGUUGGUACUGGCAGGGGCCUGUCGCUUUCUCUUCCUGAAAUACAGAGGCCUGGUGAAAUACUGGUUUCAUACUCCGCCAAGCAUCCCGCCACAAAUAGAAGAGUAUUUAAAGGACCCAGAUCAACCCAUCUUGGAGGCUUUGGACAAGGACAGCUCACCAAAGGAUGACGCCUGGGACUCUGUGUCCAUUGUUUCGUUUUCAGAAAAGGAGCAAGAAAAUGUCCUGCAGACACUUUGACUAGGACACCAGCCUGCUCACACCAGAGAAGGGGACAGUGAGCAGGAAAGCCACUCAAAUUCUUCUGGACCACACACAGACCAGUGCUCCAGACUUCUGCUUCAGGAGGCCAAUCUGUGCCUGGAAAGAAAUACGGGUCUCAGGGCAAGGCAGCCUACUGUUCUUCCUUUAAGAAUUUUCUGGAUCAUAGAAGUUGCUGGAAUGAUUCUACAGAAAAAAUUAAGGUUCUCUUAAACACUAAAAAGACAUGCAGUUAUGUGCUGGGAACAUGACUACCAUACACAUGGGGUGUUUUCUUCAUUGUUGGCGAGACUAGGUCUCCUGACUUUGUCACAACGAGGGACCCAAUGGCCCCUUCACAUCCAGGCUAAUGGCUUACUAGGUGAUCAGCCCUGAGCUGGGGUGUAUCUCAGUGGUACAGCACUUGUCUAGCACACACGGCCCGGGGUCCCAUCCCCAGGCCUACACAAAAAAAUUUAAUCUUGUAAAUAUUUCCCUAAUAAUUUAAGCCUUUUUAAAAGCUAGAAAUAAAGGACUACUUAGUGAACUUUGUUUAAAAAAAAAAAAAAAAAGUCUGUGAAGUCUUGCUUUCUACUUGAGCCUCCACAUUUUGGCCUAUUUUCUGCAAAAUAUUGCCUUUAAAGUCACUGUUUCUAAACUUGUUUCUGUAAGUAACAUCCAGUAAACUGAUGAGACCUCCUGGGAACUCAGCAAGAACUUUCUACAGUGUCACUUGAUUCCUAGAAAAGUUAUGAGGGAAUUUUCAGAAGUGACAUUGGUACAUUGUAUGAUGAGUCACACUGUGUUGACCGAGGCAGAAGCUGUGAGCUUUAAAUAAAAAGACUCAACUAAUGGCGUCAUCCACUGAGCACAGACAUCUGAUUGUGCCAGUGUUGGGGGACUCCUCUGUCACAGGCCGUGUAUUUCAAACCUGUUUGUUAGUCUUAACGUUCAGCCCACCUCCCACACAAAGUAACAGAGUGGCCGUCAUCUGCUUCAGGAAGAAGUCCUACAGACAGUCUUGUCCUAACAAUGGAAAGAGAUGCAUCUGUAGGUCAAUGACUCUCCUAGCACUAGUUAACCGAGAUACCUCUUCCUCUCUUGGGCCCUGUACUAUUGGUGAUAAAUUGGCUAUCUUUCCUUUUUUCUUUUUUCUGUCAGUACUCUGGUUUGAACUCAGAGCCUCAUGCUUGCUAGGCAGGCACUCUACCACUUGAGCCACUC